Molecule: messenger RNA, 1787 nt
Organism: Seminavis robusta
Lineage: Eukaryota; Bacillariophyta; Bacillariophyceae; Naviculales; Naviculaceae
Source: the annotation of a GenBank genome assembly
AGGGUCGGUUUCGCAUCGGCUCUGCUUCAACGGAAACAGCCGAGGUGGCCGCGUCGAUUGCAGCUUUUUCAAAGAUUGAAUACUGGUAGCGGAUCGAAUCAAUUCGAACUGAAGGUGGACAAAUUUAUCGAUUUGAUUCGAAUAGAUAUCCAAAGAAGAAAGAUCUGCUGUCCGCCACACAUCAUUCCCACCCAACAACACACAGUACGCCCUCGAAUUCUCACUUUCCCAGCUUCAUUUCACUCCACUAUCAGUACCGCUCCUUCCCCUAUCACCAGAGAAAGUAAAGCAGGUGUAUCAUCGCCAUGUCCAAGGUCGUCGGUAGCUUUGGUCGUCUGUGGGGGCGUGGUUUUGAGAGCUUUUUGCCUGACCAGCGUCGUAUUCUCUCCAUCAAGGGCAAGGGAGCUACCAACUACCUGCAAGGAUUGGUGACCUGUGACUUACUGUCCGAUCCGACGCCUUGCACUCCGGAACCACUGGAUGACAAACAACCAGGAAUUCCAUUAAAAUACCAACGAACCGCCAAAGACUACGAAGAUCUACCCAAGGUGGAAUUCUCUAAAAAAUGUCGCAGUGCGUGUUUCUUGGAUAACAAGGGUAGAAUCGUAACGGAUUCCAUUUUGUGGAAAGCCACGGAAGAACAGUAUUUCAUUGAUGUUCCCGCGGAUACAUCCGACACUCUACUGGAACAUUUGAAGCAAUUCAAGUUGAGACGAACCAAAGUGACCAUUGAAGAUUGUUCCGACCAUACCACCAGUCAUGUCGUCUUUGGAACACUCAAUGCCCAAGCCACACCCGAAGGAUUCUUGGCUGCCAUGGAUCCCAGACAUCCCUCCUUGGGAAUGAGAGUACUCACAUUGCCGGUUGAAAAACAGCAACAGCAACAAUCUGCACAAGAACAAAGGGAUUAUUUUGCAGAACUCUUGUCAUCUACAUUCCCAGAGUCCAUUGGAAACUAUGACGUGGUAAGGCGAUUAGUCGGUGUGGCCGAAGGAGCCGAAAUUCAAGGCAAGGUCGCAUCCGAAUGUAACCAGGAAUUCUUGAAUGCGGUGUCCUAUCAUAAGGGAUGCUAUCUGGGACAAGAAUUGACGGCGCGAGUCCAUCAUACAGGAGUGUUGCGGAAACGAAUCAUGCCUCUUUUCCUGAAUAGCACCAAUACCGAAAUACCCGGAGCGUGGGCCGUCGCCAGUCAAUUGCAAGAAGGACGAAAACUCAACAAAUUCACAAAAAAGGAACUCAACGCCCUGCCCACCAGAUUGCCACGGCUCUCCGUUCUGGGGGCCGGAAACUUGGUGGGGCUCAUGAGCGCCUCCAUUGCCCCGGACAUUCCAGACGAUAUCCCGGAGGCACAGGAAGAAUUGAAAAAGGUACAGAGAGAAGCCGGAGUCCUGUUGAGUGAACUGGAAGAGCAUGCGACGCAAGGAUCCAAAAUCACAGACGCGAAGGAUGGGAAAACGGUAGGACAGAUUGUAUCCGCCCCCGCCAAAGGAACCAAUGUGGUUUUGGCGAUGAUGAGAUUAGAUCGUGUUGGAUUGCUUGGAGAAGACAGUACCUGGGACAGAACCAACCGUGUCAAAGUGGGCGACGGAUCCGGAGAGUUCCGCUUUCUACCGUACUUGCCCCUGUGGUGGCCGACAAUCGACGGGUCCACUGGUAAGGCCCUGAUAGAGGAUCAUGAUGACGACGAAUACGACGAUGAUGAUGAAGAGGACAGUGACGAAGAAAGGGACGAAUCAAACGACAAUCGGCAAUCAUAGCUUCUAUAUCUUAGGCAGGAUAUUAGGUUC